AUGGAGUUCAUCGCCCACCUGCGACGUUUGCAGGCCGAGGAGUCAGAUUCCGAUGAGGAAUCUGGUAGGAUUCUCACCUCCUCUACCUUCCCGUCCGUCCGCCGCCGGUGUCCGGCUUCCAAGCCGGCUCCUAUUGCUACCGUCACCAUCACCAGCGAGACAUGUGGGACCAAGGCUCCCACGAUUAAGCCUUCCUCCCCCACUGCCGACGACAAACCCACGCCAGUGACCAAUGGCACCAAUGGCCUUAAGAAGAGAGCCCGGGACGACGAUCCUGAUACCGGGAGCCCCGAACGGGCGGCCAAAAAAGUCAAAUCCUCAGCCAUCCCAGGGCCGAUGAAAGGAGGCACCUCCGCAUCAUCGUCGGCCCCAGUCCUGUCCGCACCCAUCAAACACAGCAAGCCCAUCGAGCAGAUGGAAUACUUUGAGCGUCGAGUGCACGACAUGUUGACCAACCCGCUCGACUUUGAUGACUGUGUCUACGACAGCACCAAACCCCCGUCUCGCAACACGGUGCGGAGCUUUGCCCGUUACCGUCGGCUCCAGUCGAAGUCCCCGCUCCCGUUGGUCAUGUCUGGCGCGCUGGGCCCGACCCCCUUGGCGAAGCCAGCCCCCGCCGCUCCCAUUACUAAGUCGAAGGGGUCGCCUGGAAGCACAUUGGCCAAGAAGGCGCAGAGGAAGGCGCACAAUCAGAAGGUCCAGAAGAGGGUGGAGGAUAUUAGGGCAAUGGAAAAGGUCAAGGCCAACGGCACUCCAAAAGCCUAUACCAAUGGCAAUACUGACGGCAAACUCACCGAUAAUGCCGUUCAGGAUAAUGGGAAUGGACUUGGCAGAAAGGCAAAGAGUUCGGGUCACUCGAUGGCGCACAAAAAAGGGAAGAUGGCAGACGUGGACGGGGCCCAGAGCAAGUCAUCGGGCGUGAAAAAGCGCAAGGAGAAACGGUGGUUGACCAACUCCCGGGGAGCGGGUGGUUAUGGUGGUAGCCGUCCGUCGAACAGCACGAAGAAAGUGAACAAGAGGGUUUGA
This is a messenger RNA of Dichotomopilus funicola, 1026 nucleotides long. RefSeq lists its product as uncharacterized. The coding region runs from base 1 to 1026 and encodes 341 amino acids. Lineage: Eukaryota; Fungi; Ascomycota; Sordariomycetes; Sordariales; Chaetomiaceae. The record is from RefSeq and is a predicted model, not a curated record. The transcript has a single exon.